Anoplophora glabripennis (Asian longhorned beetle) is the source of this 1744-nucleotide messenger RNA. RefSeq lists its product as uncharacterized. The record is from RefSeq and is a predicted model, not a curated record. The transcript has 7 exons. Bases 64 to 1542 code for a protein of 492 amino acids. Lineage: Eukaryota; Metazoa; Arthropoda; Insecta; Coleoptera; Cerambycidae.
UUCUCCUUUCGAAACCUUUUAGAGUACCUAAAUGAAAAUAUGACAAUGGUGUAAGUUGUAAAAAUGUCCAAAAUGAAAGCUUCUUUAUAUUUAUUUAUUGUAUUUCUCCAUUUGGUUUACUGUCAAGACGUGACGUCCACUUCAGAAGGUGAUGGAGGCACGGAAUCAAUUAUAGAAACCACAACUGUAGAAGUGCCCUCUAAUAGUGUUACGACAGAAAAUGAUGGAGGAACCACAGCAAAUAUAGAAACCACAACUGUAGAAGACACCUCUAAUAGUGAUACGGCAGAAAAUGAUGGAGGAACCACAGCAAAUAUAGAAACCACAACUGCAGAAGUCACCACUAACAUUGUCACGACAGAAGCUGACAAAGAAACCACAACAAUUAUAGAAACCACAACUACAGAAAUCACAACUACUGACAUCCCUAUUCUAUUUUUAAGUGAUGGGAAUAACAUACUAAGUUGGUCUCCAAAAUCUACACAGUCCGUUAUUAUAGAAGCUGCUGAAGGCCACAAAAUUAGUGUAAACAUUACGGAUUGUAAUAUAGAUGGUGCAAAUGGAGAGCAUGCUACUAUCACUACAGAUGACAAUACCAAUGGAUUGUUGUUUACUUACGGUGUGACGACUCGACCAGCCUAUUUAUAUAACAACAACAGACUUUAUGGUGAAUUUGUUGGAAGUAAUGCUAGUAAUUUUACAGCUGUGUUCACUCGACUUGGGGAAGCAUUGACAACCACUACCACAGAGGUACCGACUACAACUAUCAUUUUACCUACGCCUAACUCUAAUGAUUCCUCUACGCUGCUGGUUUAUUUGGCUGGAAGAUCAGCUGGCGAAUAUUUGAAUUCAGAUAGCUUUGAUUUGCUGGAUGCCCUUAUAAAUUCAAUUGCUAUCAUGGCAGUCAAGUAUUGUGAAAAUGAGAAUUUUAUUUUCAAUGGUUCUAUAACGUCCAGUAACGUGAUUAUAAACUAUUUACUCCCCUGUUCGAUCGGUUGGCCCAACAGUGAAACUUGUGUGCAGCUUAAUUUCUCCGUGCCAGUACAUCUGAUUGAGGACACCGAUUCCUUAUGGACUGGCUAUCAGAUGACGACGGCCCAUCUGAGAAUAAUGUGGUCCAGAUACGCAGAAACGUACCUACCUGACGGUACGACGGAAUAUGCUCCACCAGGCGAGGGCAGUUUCAAAUGGGGAAUUAUAAUACUUCUUGCAUGCACACUUGUUUUCGCGUUUAUCAUAUUGGCCAUAAGGCAUUGGGGCAUGAAAGUGUCCAAUAUGAUGAGGAGAAGAAAACUAAGUGACACAAAUACUAUAAUUUCCGCCAGUGACAGGAAUAGUCAAAUUUCCUUGCCUCCUCAUUACUUGCAAGAUACACCAGCACUAUUUGAAAAUGCUUAUCCUAUGUACAACCCAGAUAAGAAUCCAGAAUACUCAGAACCAUCUUAUGCCAAAACGUUUGAAUAUUCUGAUUAUCAAGAUUUAUCUGUGGAAUUAGAACAUCAAUCUGAUGAAGAAAGCGAAGUUGAAGAAUCUGGAGCAUGAUUUGUAAAUUUACUUAUAUAAAUAAUAUUCACUUAUUUAACAUGUUAAUAUUAUUUAAAUAUAAUUAAGUCCACCUUUUGUUUUCGACUAAGUGAAUCAUCUAAAACAAAAUUAAAUAUCUACAAACAUACAUGUAUCUUACACUCUCUGCGUAAAUAUUUGACUGGAUAUGUUUAAUUUUUUAAAUAUAUUUUCUAUACAA